AUGAAAGACAAUACUACCCCAUGUUCAACAAUCUACAAUGAUUAUCUUUCAGCUGAAAACAAUCUUCAUCACUUCAAUGUCAUAUCAAAUUCGAUUACCGACUAUGGAUUAAUUUACAAUUACUAUGGAGGAACCUAUGGUAUUGUAAAAAUCACAGAUACAGUCAUAAGAGGCAAUUACCUUAACUCCAAGUCUGUUUUUGAGGGAGUUGGAGGCCCAAUUCUUGUUGCCGGAAAUGUAUUUGUAGAUACAAUAGCCACCCAUGGAUCAGUAACUCUUAAUGGAUAUUUUAUUGCUAAUGAUGCUCAGGAAACUACGUAUAUGUUCUAUGAAUCUGGAUUAUGCGAUGCAAUUAUUCCAUAUCCUAUGAGAACGACGCCUCCAAUGACUCCAAAUGAAACUCCAAUACAAACUCCACAAGAAACUCAGAAGCAAGACCCUGUCCAAGAUCCAACGGAAGAAUCAACUACAAAUUCAAAAAUAAUUUCAUCUGGUGAAAGCAACCAAAACUCAUCACAAGGUUCGAAGUUAAUUCUUGGAUUCUUGACUCAAAAGCAAUUUUAUAUUUGCAUCGGAAUAAUUUGUGGACUAGUUCUAAUAAUUUUAGUUCUUAUCUUUGUAAUUCAUAGACUAAGGAACAAAUCUGAAACAAAUUCCAUAUCAGAAUACUCUUAUAGCAUGCCAGAAGAGCAAGCUCAGCCCACAGAGCCAUUUAAUUCAACAAAUAGCAACACACAUGAAAAUCCACUGUUCAUUAAAUCGGAGCAACCAGAUGAUGUGUUUGCAAAUGAUUUUGAAGAUGUUAGUUUCAAUGAUUUCAAUUCAGAUUCGACGAAAGCAUCUGAUAUUGAAGAUUCUGCGCCAGAAAUAACUAAAAAACCUAGUAAUGAUCAAGAUGCUACCGAUGAAGCCCCAAAUAAAGUUUAUAUUUAG
This is a messenger RNA of Trichomonas vaginalis G3, 933 nucleotides long. Its product is annotated as bifunctional inhibitor/lipid-transfer protein/seed storage 2s albumin superfamily protein family. The record is from RefSeq and is a predicted model, not a curated record. The coding region runs from base 1 to 933 and encodes 310 amino acids. Lineage: Eukaryota; Parabasalia; Trichomonadida; Trichomonadidae. The transcript has a single exon.